Equus caballus (horse) is the source of this 3991-nucleotide messenger RNA. RefSeq names its product zinc finger protein 334 (gene ZNF334). Gene Ontology annotation, molecular function: RNA polymerase II cis-regulatory region sequence-specific DNA binding; DNA-binding transcription factor activity, RNA polymerase II-specific. The record is from RefSeq and is a predicted model, not a curated record. Lineage: Eukaryota; Metazoa; Chordata; Mammalia; Perissodactyla; Equidae. Gene Ontology annotation, biological process: regulation of transcription by RNA polymerase II.
AUGCCCCUCGCAGAAGGUGUCACCCAUGCCGAGAUCCACCGCAGGGGGAUGAGAUCGCCUUCGUUCAAGGACCUGGCUGUGGACUUCACCCAGAACGAGUGGCAGCAGCUGGACCCGACUCAGAGGCUCCCGUACAGGGAUGUGAUGCUGGAGGACUACAGGCAGCUGCCAAGAGCUCCAUAUAGCUUGGUCCAAGUUCUGCAUCACUUCCCAUUAACAGGGCAUCACAUUAGCAAACCAGAUGUGAUCUUCAGAUUGGAGCAAGGAGAAGAACCAUGGAUAGUGGAGGAGUUCUCAAGGCGGAACCACUCAGGAAAAAUAUGCUACAAAUAUGAUCGACCUGGAAACAAUUUGAAAACUCAUUCAGAAGUAAGUCUUGCAAAGGAAAGCUAUUUUUAAAAGGUUCCUGAUGAAUACAGUGGAGGUGGGAAACACUGCUCUACUCUAAGGGAGAAAAGUCAUUCUGGAGUGAAAAAAUACAAGUAUAAUCCAAUGAGGAAAGCCAGAAGUCAAAAUGAGGAUCUUAUGCUCUACCAGAACAUUCAGACUUUGAAAUAACCUCUUGACUAUAGUAAAUGUGGGAAAACCUUCUUCAAAGGGGUAGUCCUCAUUACACAGAAGAGGAAGCCAAAUGAAUGUAAUGAGUGUAGGAAAACCUUUUCUAAGAAGUCCACCCUCAUUGUACAUCAGAGAAUUCAUACAGGGGAGAAACCCUAUGUAUGUAAUGAUUGUAGGAAAACCUUCCAUGUGAAGACAAACUUCACUCGACACCAAAGAAUUCACACUGGAGAGAGACCCUAUGAAUGCAGUGAAUGUGGGAAAACCUUCACUGACAGAUCAGCCCUCAUUGUACUUCAGAAAAUUCACAGAGGGGAGAAAUCCUGUGAGUGUAAUGAACGUGGAAAGACCUUCUUUCGGAAGUCAGCCCUCACUGAAGAUUUCAGGUCAUGCACAGGGGAGAAACCUUAGGAAUGCAAGGAAUGUAGGAAUGCCUCCAGCAAGAAAUCUUACCUUGCUGUUCAUCAGAGAACUCACAGAGGGAAACCAAAUGAAUGUCAGGAAUGUGGGAAAACCUUCUUCUGUCAGUCAGCCCUCAGUGUGCAUUGGAGAACUCAUACAGGAGAGAAACCCUAUGAAUGCAGUGAGUGUGGAAAUUUUUUAUGUACUAAACCAGCCCUCAUUGCACAUCAGAUAACUCACAGAGGAUAGAAAUCUUAUGUGUGUGGUGAAUGUGGGAAAUUUUUCUGCCAUAAGUCAACACUCAUUGUACAUCAAAGAACUCACACAGGACCCAAACACCAUGUGUUUAAGAAAUGCAGUAGACCAUUCUUUGUAAGGUCAAACCACAAUGAAUGUGAGAGAAUGCACACAAAGAAUCUUUAUGUGUGUAGUGAAUGUGGGCACGCCAACAGCAAAAACACACACCUUGUUGAACAUCAGAGAACUAUGUGGGAGAAACCAUAUGAAUGUAACGAAUGUGGGAGAACCUAUUGCCGGAAGUCAGCCCUCACUCACCACCAGAGAAUGCACACAGGAAAGAGACCCUAUGAGUGCGGUGAAUGUGGGAAAACCUUCUGCCAGAAGUUCUUCAUCGAACAUCAGUGAACUCACACUGGGGAGAAACUGUAUGAAUGUAAUGAAUGUGGGAAAUCCUCCUGCCACAAGUCAGCCUUCCGAGUACACUGGAGAAUUCACACAGGAGAGAAACCCUAUGAAAGUAGAGAAUGUGGGAAAACCUAUCGUCAGCUGUGGACUCUCACUGAACAUCAGAAAAUACACACAGGGCAGAAACCCUAUGAAUGUAACAAAUGCAAGAAAACAUUUCACCACAAAUCAAACUUCCUUUUACAUCAGAAAACUCAUAAGGAGUGACUUCCAAGAAAGCAGCAAUUCAAAUAAUUUACACAAUUACACAAGUAAUUUACACAAUAAUUUCAUAGGCUAAAAUCCUAUGAAUAUGCACAGAGGAGUGAAAUCUUAUAAAUCUAAUUAAUGUGAGAAAUAUUCCUGCCAUAAAUUGACCUUCACCAUAACAUCAGAGAACUCACACAGGAGAGAAAUAUAGUGUGUUUAGUAAAUGUGGUAUAACAUUCAGUGUGAGCUGUGAAAAUAUUCAACAAUUCAUUCAUGUCAAGUGUGCCUCCCUUGUAAAAUAAUGGAACAAACAUUAUUUAAGUGAAAUUGAUUGAUUCCUCUCCACGUUGUUACUUGACACUCUAUGUUACCAGGUGUGAGGAUCUAACCUUAUUUCAUUCCAAAUCAACACCAGUUGUUCCUACAAUAAUUAGAAAUUUACAAUUUCCCAAUUAAUAGUGUUUGAAACUCUCAGGCUAGACAGGUUGGUUUUUUCUUUUAACUCUGUCUUCAUAGUCUUCUAGUAACAGGCUCCAGUCCUUGUAUCUGCGGAGGUGGCAGUUAAGAGGACCACCCAUGGACUCCAUCCUCCUGGUCCCACAGUGCUAUUCCACAGAUGAGCAUUCGAUAAAGUGAAGCUAGUGAAAGCCCUUCCUAAGACCUUUGUGUUGGGAGAUGGACAGGAUAGCUAACAUGGGAUGCUGAAGCUUCCAGCAGCCAGGUCAAGAAAACAGCAAUUGCAAUAGGAAAAAAAAUGCAGAGAAGCAACGAGAAUUCUGACGGUGUUUGAAUCCAGGACCGUGUUUGUCUCCUUGGUAUUCAUCUUCCCUCACUUCCACUCACCCAUGUACUACCGGUGGUUUGAUUGUGUCAACUAAUAAGUCUGCAAAUUUUUUUGUAUUUUCUAAUAAACAUGUUCAUAGAAGUGUUCUUUAGAAUUCACUUAUCAAAUUCUGAGGAAAAAAGCCUCUGUAAUACAAAUCAGAAUUACAUUAUAGGUGUGUAUGUGGUUAGGCAGGAUUGCCUUCCAGAUCCUGAUUUCCAUGACUGAGAUUUUUUUCCCCUAAACUCAUUCCCAGCCUCUCUGUCACAUUAAGCAUUCUGCCCCAGGAAGAUGAGGUGGGUUUAUGUAAUUGGUAAAAUUGGCAUAGAUAUACAUAUGUAUGUAUGUGUGAGUGUGUAUGUCUUAUACAUGUGAACAUACACAUGUGUAUGAAUGUAUAUGUGUAUAUAUAUGUGUGUGAGUAUAUACCAGUCUUGCUCUUUUUCCUGGGAAACUUGUUUAUAGCCACUUCAAAGGUUUGGUUGCUAUUGUGAAUGAUAUUUUAUCAUCUUUCACUUUAAAAUUGUACUCUUUAUUGAUGGAAUUAAAAAAAUAAUUUUUGUAUCAAAUUUGUCUCCAUUUAUCCCUCAGCUUUAAUACUUCUUUGCUUGUUCUUGUAAAAUUCAUCGUUUAUUAUCAGUGAAGCUGGUGGACUGCUUUUCCCCACUCCUUCUGCGUGCUAAAGGUCUGCCCAGCAGCUCUCUGCCCCCUGUGCCUUCUGCUUGCCUGCUUGCUUUGGAUUAUGCGGCAAAACAGGAUUCUGCCUGUUACUGUGUUGUUUUUAUUUAUUGUUUUUGUGUAAUAUUAUACAGAUGGAAAAGCCAUGUGUUGGGAAGAAUUUUUUUCAAAUCUGAUGAAAAAUGUAAAUCCACAAAUCCGGGAAAUUCAGUGAACCCCAAGCAGGAUAAAAACAAAACCACAAGGCACAUCAACAUAAAAUUUCAAGACCCCUAAAAAUGAAAACCAAUUUAACCAAGAGAAAAUCUUCAAAGUAGCCAAAGGGAAAAAAAAGAUAUUACAUCAGGGUGAAUUAGUUUUCUACGGCUGGCGUAAGAAAGUAGCACAAAGUGGGUAGUUUAGAACAACAGAAAUCUCUUGUAUCACAGUUCUGAAGGCUGGAAGUCAGGAAAAGGUGUGGCAGGACUGUGCUCCCUGUGAAGGCUCCGGGCAGGAAUCUGCCCCCGGCCUCUCCUGCCGUCUGGGAGCUCCGGGCCUCGUGGCAGCGUAGCUCCAGUCUUCACAUGGUGUUCUCAUUGUGUGCGUGUCUGUGUCCAAUUUCCCCCUUUUUAUAAAGAUCCUACUCAUUGGAUUAGG